CAGAGACAGAGCGGAUUGCCUGUGCUGCACCCAUAUCUUGUUGAUCGACCCCUGAAGUAAAGCUGAACCGGGACGGUAUUGGUGGAUCAUGGCGAAGCAUCACCCCGAUCUGGUCAUGUGCCGGAAGCAACCUGGCAUCGCCAUCGGCCGGCUGUGCGAGAAAUGCGAUGGGAAGUGCGUGGUGUGCGACUCUUACGUGCGGCCCUGCACGCUAGUCCGCAUCUGCGACGAGUGCAACUACGGCUCCUUCGAGGGACGGUGCACGAUCUGCGGCGGGCCCGGCAUCUCGGACGCCUACUACUGCCGCGAGUGCACCCAGCAGGAGAAGGAUCGAGACGGGUGCCCCAAGAUCGUUAACCUGGGCAGCUCCAAGACCGAUCUCUUCUACGAGAGAAAGAAGUACGGCUUCAAGAAGAGAUGAUGCUGGUGGCCUGCGCCGCGACGACGUGGUGGACCAGAUGGGUCAAUCAGAUCAGUCGUUGGGGGCGCCGGCCGGGGAGAAUGAGGAAGGGACGAGACUACAUGUUCAUUCUGGCACCGGGGCGCUUGUGUGUUGCCCCGGUACUGCCGAGUGUUACAGGAUGGAAAGAGGGCAUCAAGUGCUUCACGGGAAGAUGCGUGUUUUGUAUUGCAUGGCAUAGUUGCAAGCAGCGGUGGUAGAUGGAGAGGGUAAUACGCCGCUUGUUUUUCUUCUAGCUUUAGUGUUUCGUAGACAUGCGGGACUUAAUACAUGACAGAAGGAAAAAUGAGCAGAAAGCAAAAAAGGGGAAAAACAACCGAGCAUCAGUUUGUUUCCUCGUUGUACCUGGGUAGGAGGAGGGUGGGUGGGUCGGACUUAAGGGGAAAGGGAUUUGUAGAUGGAAGUGCAUGCGUGUGCGUUGCUCUAAGGCAACAAGCGAAUAGGAAGCCCGCAGCUACUUCAGAUUUGCCAGCGACGAGUGGAACUCUGCGGUUGGUUGCAUUCCCCGAAAACAAUGCGAUUGUCCAAGGGCUGCAGCAGGCUGUGUUCCCUUGUCGGGAGGACCGCCUCGUGCGCACCAAUGCACCUUGUUAUCGGUCACGUAGGACAGUUUUUUGCUCGGUGUGAGAGCCUGUGACUUGCCAACACACUACACAAGAAGAGAUGGCACGAUGAAAUAUCAAGCAUGGAUUUCGCGAAUCGAGAGAGAUGCGUGUUUCGGUUGAAACAUGGAGACUGAUUCAAAUGCAAGCCGUGAAAAGUGGUCGAGUUCGACUUGGGCGUGGGUCGUAUUGUCACACGACCCGGUAGUGGGUAGUGGCUACUACUCCCCAGGUGCUACUCCGCACGUGUGUUCCGUGGGCAAUCUCUCUGUGCAGAUGCCUUGUGUCAUGGUGGGUUUGGUUUUCGACGAGGAACAAUUUCCGUCCUUCUCUUUCCCACGACUCAAAGCAGCAUAUUUUUUACGAGUGAUUGCUGAUAGCCCACACCCUUUGUUUGCUGUUGCGAAGGUGGCAACUACUGCUCUGCCGUUGUUGGGUUGAUUACUGUGUGCAGUGUGGUGGUCUGGUCCUCGCCGACUGGUUCCUCUUGGGUGUGUCAUGUCAUGUCCUGUCACACCCUAUCGUGUCAUAUCAUGUCAUGUCCUUUCACGUCAUGCCUGUCACACGACUCUCGCUCAAAAUAUUA
This is a messenger RNA of Ectocarpus sp. CCAP 1310/34, 1648 nucleotides long. NCBI's taxonomy places the organism in Eukaryota, Phaeophyceae, Ectocarpales, Ectocarpaceae. The record is from the annotation of a GenBank genome assembly.